Molecule: messenger RNA, 2358 nt
Organism: Anopheles coluzzii
Lineage: Eukaryota; Metazoa; Arthropoda; Insecta; Diptera; Culicidae
Gene: HisRS
Product: histidine--tRNA ligase, cytoplasmic
Exons: 3
Coding region: 403-2004 (533 amino acids)
Biological process (GO): mitochondrial translation; histidyl-tRNA aminoacylation
Cellular component (GO): cytoplasm; mitochondrion
Molecular function (GO): ATP binding; histidine-tRNA ligase activity
Source: RefSeq, a predicted model, not a curated record
UGUUUUGCUGGCCGCUCGUCGGGGAUACCGCUCGUGUAGGUCUGCAACGUGUAAAUACGCUUUCCCCCGUUUUGUGGCAGGGGUGUGCACGAGGUGGUUUGGUCAGGCAAGCGGGGAAGCGGGUUGGUAGAAAGGCGGAAGGGACAGUUCGGCGAGUGCAGUACAGCCAUCAGCGUCGGCAGCAGCGGUAGUACGUCCGCACACAACGCGCUUUCCUUCCACACGCACACGCACACUCUCACUCACACACAGUCCGGUGCCGGGUCGUGUUGCGCGGUCUCUGUGCCCUUGCCCCAGGGUCGCACUUCUUUCCCAUUUCCCAUCGGUGCCACAUUUCGGUAGUUUUGGUUUCCCCCGUGUGGCUACGCGCGUGGUCGACAAGGUAGAAAGUGUGCAGCAGCGAUGACGGCAAAGGAUACGCUCGAGGCUGCCAUCACCGCCCAGGGAGACGUGGUGCGGAAGCUGAAGUCGGCCGCCACGAAGGAUAAGGCGAAGAUCAACGAGGAGGUCCAGAAGCUGCUGGCGCUGAAGGAACAGCUCAAGCAGCUCACCGUCGACGACGAUGGCAGCGGCGAGACAGCAGCAGCAACACCAGCGCCGGGCAAACCAGCGGCGGCCAGUGAACCCGGCAACCGCAACCUGUCGCUGAAAACGCCGAAGGGCACGCGCGACUACGGUCCGGAAGCGAUGGCGCUGCGGCAGCGCGUGCUCGACCAGGUGGUGCGCGUGUUCCGCCGGCACGGCGCGGAAACGAUCGACACGCCCGUGUUCGAGCUGAAGGAGGUGCUGACCGGGAAGUACGGCGAGGACUCGAAGCUGAUCUACGACCUGAAGGACCAGGGCGGCGAGAUACUGGCGCUCCGGUACGACCUGACCGUGCCGUUCGCGCGCUACGUCGGCAUGGGCAACGUGUUCAACAUCAAGCGGUACCACAUCGCGAAGGUGUACCGGCGGGACAAUCCGCAGAUAACGCGCGGCCGGUACCGGGAGUUCUACCAGUGCGACUUCGACAUUGCCGGCACGUACGACCCGAUGCUGCCGGACGCGGAGUGCGUGAAGGUGGUGUGCGAAAUCCUCGCCGAGGUGGGGGUGGGCGACUUUGUGGUGAAGCUGAACCACCGCAAGCUGCUCGACGGCAUCUUCGAGGCGUGCGGCGUGCCGGCGGACAAGUUCCGCACCGCCUGCUCCUCGGUCGACAAGCUGGACAAGACGCCCUGGGAGGAGGUGCGGCGCGAGAUGGUGGAGGAGAAGGGGCUGUCGGAGGAGGCGGUCGGGCGGAUCGGGCAGUUCGUGACGCUGCACGGCGGCACCGAACUGAUCGAGCGGCUGGCGGCGGACGAGACGCUGCGCGGCAUCAAGGUGGCGAUGGAGGGGUUGGAGGACAUGCGGCUGCUGCUGCAGUACUGCGAGAUAUUCCAGGUGGCGGACCGGGUGUCGUUCGAUCUGAGCCUGGCCCGCGGGCUGGACUACUACACCGGCGUGAUAUACGAGGCGGUCCUGCUCGGGGGCGGUGGCGCAGGAGGCGGCAGCAGCGCGGACGAGGAGAUUACGGUCGGGUCGGUGGCGGGCGGCGGCCGGUACGAUAAUCUGGUCGGCAUGUUCAACCCAAAGCGCAAGCAGGUGCCGUGCGUCGGCGUGUCGAUCGGGGUGGAGCGGCUGUUUUCCAUCCUGGAGGCGCGGGCCGGCGGCAAAACGCGCACCAACGAGACGGAGGUGUACGUCGCGUCCGCCCACAAGGGUCUGCACCUGAAGCGGCUCGAAAUACUCAACAAGCUGUGGUCGGCCGGCCUCAAGGCGGAACACUCGUACAAGCUCAACCCGAAGCUGCUGGCCCAGCUGCAGCACUGCGAGGAGUACCAGAUCCCGUACGCGGUCAUACUCGGCGAUGGCGAGCUGUCGCGCGGUGUCGUCAAGCUGCGCGAGAUUGCUACCCGCAAGGAGGAAGAGGUCGCCCUGGACACGUUCAUCGAGGAGCUGCGCCGUCGGCUAUUAUCCGCCGCCUAACGUGCGAAGGCAACGAUUGUCCGCGCUUUUUUGUUUCGGUCUACCAACCCAUCCCAACCAAUCAUCCAUCAAUUGUGUUUUGCAAUUAGGCCAGGUCAAAAGAGAGAAGAACUUAACAGCACACGCAAACUUUAAGAGGUGCGCAUAACGUAUCAUUUGUUUCUUAAAAACCACAAACGCGCGCGCUUGUUGUGCAAAAGACAACGUUUUUAUGUUUGAUACUUUCCAUCUCUCAUUCGAAUCAUUAUUAUGUUUGUUUGUGGUUUACGCGCUACGCAUUUGUGCUUUUCAUGUGCACGUGCCCCGGGCAAGGUGCACUAAUUGAACAUGAAAAAUAAAUUAGUUACACCUAGA